This is a messenger RNA of Ornithodoros turicata, 1229 nucleotides long. RefSeq lists its product as uncharacterized. The transcript has 2 exons. The record is from RefSeq and is a predicted model, not a curated record. NCBI's taxonomy places the organism in Eukaryota, Metazoa, Arthropoda, Arachnida, Ixodida, Argasidae. The coding region runs from base 173 to 817 and encodes 214 amino acids.
GGCAUGAUGCACCCUGUGGGCCCAGCAAAAACGAAACUGCAAUGAAACCUGAAGAACAAGUUCAGCCCUUGACCAGAUAUCGACAUUUCCCUUGCAUCGCUAUAGGUAUAAUAAGGGAGCCCUCGCGUUCCAUUGGCCUUGGGACGCUCUUCUGAGGAGUACAACCGGAACGAUGUGCAUGUCCUGGUGCCUGCUGGCAGCGCUCUGCACGGGGCUAGCGUUCGCUCAAGAUGCUCAAGAACAACCUGUCUGUGACCGGGAGUUAAGCCGGAUCGCGCAAUGCUUCCCGAAGCACGUGCCAGAGUUAAUGGAACUUCGUCGUGGCAGUGUCCGGUACCUCCGUUCAGGCCUGCUGACCGGCUCCAGAGGCAUGUCUCUCGAAGCCGCCUGUCCAAGCACCUCCAGCGCCACCACGCUAACAGUCCUCCUUCCCCUCGAAGGCACGGCUCAGAUCUCUCUUCCGACCCUGCGGAACAUCCAGGUCUUCUUCGAUGGUACAGCUCGAGUCGUCGCAAACGUCAGUGUUACCAACGAGACCUCACCGAAAGUCAACGGUGUCGCGGUGGACAAGGUGUCUCUGAACGACUUUGAGCAUGGUGCUUCUGUGCAGAACAACACCAGGGCCAGGAAGUUUGUCGAGACAAUCACCAAGCUAGUUUUGAAAAGGGGACUGGAGGCGAACUUAGCAGCUUACUUUAAAUAUGCUCUUCUGAAAGCUAUUGCGGACGGUCAACAGGAACAAGACAGAGCGCUGAUCCUGGAGAAGAGGGUGUUUGUGUAUAAGCUGUUGGACAAAAUAGCAAAGACGAGGUUAUAGAAAUAUUUGAUGCUAUGUUAAGCAGGGUUUUAGAUGAUCUUGCGCCGGUGUUGUCCCCAUCCUUCGUCCUUGUCUUUUGUGCGCAUUCCAUGAUGUCCUGUGUCUUAGGACAUAGGUGACAUGUGGACUACAGGCGGGAGCUGGUCAUGUCCCAGCACUAAAACAACGGGCGAACGAAGACUUGGCUCAAAAAGUGAAAGUACAUAAAGACACCUCUUCCAUAGCUGGUCUUGCAAGUAUAGGGACACAUCAGGAUAGGGAUAAUUUAUUUUCCAAGUUUCCAAUCUUCAAACCGUAGCCCUUCCGAGGCACACUUCCGCAUGAGGCAAGAUGAACGUGAAGCCCGGAGCACUGCAUAAAACAUAUUGUACAAGAAUAGCCACUGAAAUAUUCUGAAAUAUUCAAAGUUGUA